Molecule: messenger RNA, 1514 nt
Organism: Capsicum annuum
Lineage: Eukaryota; Viridiplantae; Streptophyta; Magnoliopsida; Solanales; Solanaceae
Product: transcription factor MYB41-like
Exons: 3
Coding region: 97-1110 (337 amino acids)
Source: RefSeq, a predicted model, not a curated record
UUCUCUAAAAGUUCUUGAGUUUCUUUAGGAAAAAAAACACUUUCAACUUUUUCAUAACAUCUAGAAGGAAAACAAAAACAAAAACAAAAAGAAGCAAUGGGAAGAUCACCAUGUUGUGAUAAAAAUGGACUCAAGAAAGGUCCAUGGACACCAGAAGAAGAUAAUAAACUCAUCCAGUAUAUCCAGCUUCAUGGUCCUGGAAAUUGGAGAACCCUCCCUAAGAAUGCUGGACUUCAACGGUGUGGAAAGAGUUGUCGUCUUCGUUGGACGAAUUACUUGAGACCGGAUAUUAAGAGAGGAAGAUUCUCAUUUGAUGAAGAAGAAACUAUUAUCCAACUUCAUAGUGUUCUUGGAAACAAGUGGUCGGCUAUAGCGGCUCGUCUUCCAGGAAGAACAGACAACGAAAUCAAGAAUUAUUGGAACACUCACAUUAGAAAAAGGCUUCUAAGAAAUGGUAUUGAUCCAGUGACCCAUAGUCCUCGUCUUGAUUUAUUAGACUUAUCAUCCCUCCUAAAUUCGACUCAAUUCAACCUUUCGAGCUUACUUGGACUACAAGCACUUAUAAACCCUGAAGUCUUUAGGCUUGCAACUACUCUGUUGGCAUCACACAAUGAAAGUUCCCCAGAAUUGUUACUACAAAAACUUCAAGAAAAUAACCAAAUGUUUAGCAACUCUCAGCUACAAAACCAUGAAGGGUCUGAAUUAUUGUUACAGAAACUUCAACAAAAUCAAUUAUUGAAUGCCCAAGUGCAAAAUCAACCUCAAUUUUUCCAAUACCAAAAUCAGAUUCAAGAAAUACCAAAUUUCACCACCACACAAAAUGUUGCUUGUUCAUCUUCAUUAUCACAGCCCAUGCAAUUAUUAGGACACGUGGACGAAUCCUAUUUGAUGAAUGGCCAAAUGCUCCCUCCACAAAAUUAUGGUUAUUGUAAUUCUGAUGCUUCUGAUAAUUCAACUUUCCAAUCACUCAACAACAACAGCAGCAAUCAGAACUUCAGCCUAGAUAAUUCAGUGUUGUCGACGCCCACUGAAGAUGAAAAAGAGAGCUAUUGCAGUAAUUUGAUGAAAUUCGAAAUUCCAGAGAGUUUAAAUUUCGAUGAUUUUAUGUAAAUAUCGAAUGACAUUGUCCAAAAUUUCAUGUGUUUUUUUUUUCAUCUUUGUUGUUGUUGUUAUUGUUUUAUUUUUCUGUAGGGACAUUUGGAUGGAACCAUUGUUACAUUUUUUUUUUUAGUUUUUGGUACAUCCAAAUUCUAAAGUUUGUAAUGUUAGGUGAAUCUUGUUUUAGAAUUUUAUCUAUACAUACCAGUUGUUGUUUGUUGUCUUAUUAUAUAUCAUUCUUUCUUUUCUUUUUUUUUUCAAUGUAACUGGUGGAUUAUAUGCAUAUACAAAAAGCUCUUUUCCCUCAUAUCUUGCUUCUCCAAGUUUCUUUAUUCAUACUUUUCAAGUGUAUUGUACUUUAAAGAUUCGAAAUCAAAAUUGAGUACCUAGAUAACCAACUCUAGUGACUUGAUCAU